Molecule: messenger RNA, 1766 nt
Organism: Scomber scombrus (Atlantic mackerel)
Lineage: Eukaryota; Metazoa; Chordata; Actinopteri; Scombriformes; Scombridae
Gene: sdhdb
Product: succinate dehydrogenase complex, subunit D, integral membrane protein b
Exons: 4
Coding region: 20-496 (158 amino acids)
Biological process (GO): tricarboxylic acid cycle; mitochondrial electron transport, succinate to ubiquinone
Cellular component (GO): mitochondrial envelope; membrane
Molecular function (GO): heme binding; ubiquinone binding
Source: RefSeq, a predicted model, not a curated record
CCUUGGUAGAGUGUUCAUCAUGGCGGCUAUCGUCCGGUUGAGUUCUGUGUGUCGCAGAGGAGUUAAACCUCUGUUCUACCAAAGCACUUUGCUGGCCAGGCCGCUGGUUGUACCGCACAAACACCAGGAGCAGCCGUACCAGCUGACAGCCAAGAUCCAUGUGUCGCAGGCCCUGAAUGCUGGCUCUGGCUCUAAAGCUGCGUCUCUGCACUGGACAGCAGAGCGGAUGCUGAGCAUUCUGCUGCUGGCCAUGGGGCCUGUGGCCUAUUUAAACCCCGGUCCUGCCAUAGACUACUCCCUGGCUGCUGCUCUGACCCUGCACGGACACUGGGGUCUCGGGCAGGUGUUAACGGAUUACGUUCACGGGGACGCAAAGAUCAAGCUGGCCAACGCGGGUCUCUUCAUUAUGUCCACGGUCACCUUCGCCGGCUUGUGCUACUUCAACUACAACGACGUGGGCAUCUGCAAAGCCAUCGCCCUGCUAUGGAGCAAAUGAAUGACUGAGGGACUUGGGAGGGCUUGGAAGGAAUGAUCUAGACGCCGGGGAAACGGGAGCGAUCAUCCCCGGCUGAUUGUAAAGAGGGAAGGAAAAAAAAAGAUUCAAGGUGUUAUAUGUAAAUUCUUAUAAAUAUAUCAUUUUGACAAUAUUACAGUGAUUCACAGUUGUGUAAUUGUAAUUCAUGUUGAUCAAUUCAGGCUUGAUCUUUGUAUUCAGUUCUGCUGAGUUCAGUUAAAGUAACGAUUUGGGGCGGUGCAUGCUGGAUAAGCAUCUUUUCACGUUCAAUACAGACUCUAUUUAAGCUACGUUCACCUUGUAGAUUUAAUCCAAAGUCGCAACAACAUGUCCAGUUAUUAAAUGUGUCACUACCAACUCUACAAAUACGAAACAUCCAGUAUCCUGACAUCGUCGUUUUAUAUUUACCGGUGACAUUUCACGAAACUCAGUACAUGUUUUCAACAACAUUUUACUGUGACUUCUAUCAAGUCCCUGCAGGAAAAGUGCUUGUUUUUACAUGUUUCGGCUCCUUUUUUUUUUCUUCUUUUUUUGUGGCUGAUUUCUUGUGUGAACUUUGUUUCGAUCACAGUUUGUACAUACCACCUUCUGCUCUUACAACCCCUCUGGAACAACAGAGUACCACUACAGAUUGGAGCGGCAUUUUGUGUGAGAGUUCACAUCACCACUCUGUUAAUUUAGUCACUACAGCCUUGUGUGAGCUUACUCUAGUGUCUUGACUGUCUGACCUGACAGGAAUGAAUACUGUGGGGGGGGGGUUACUGUUAACGUUAGAGCACACUUUUCAUAAUGGCCAGUUUUAUCCAGGUAGGGAUUCUUCUUUGCUGUUCUGUUAAAACAUGUAAGGGGUAAGGCUUAAGGCUAGAUCUUUCCAUCAUGAUUCAAGCCAUGCUGCAACCUUACUGGCGCAUGUACAACAGAAUAGCAACGGAUCUGAAAUUAGCAGCUGCAAGAAAAAAGAAAAAAAAGCCGUCCUCGAACUCAAAAGACAGUUAACAAUAAUAUGAACAGCUGUAACAUAUUGAGUUGUGUUGUACUUCAUGUAUGAAUUACAAACUCUUUCCGCUGUGUGAGUGAGCAAACGGCAAAUUAACAAUGACACAUUUUUAAAAAGAAUUCCAAAACCGUAUAUUUAUUUUGACCAUAUAAAAAAAAAAGUUACAAAGUUAAUUUCAGGCACUGUUGCUAAAGUCUGCUGUACGAUAUAUUGUUCCUGUACAUUUAUUGAAUAAACAGACUAAUCGAAAUGUCA